Oncorhynchus mykiss (rainbow trout) is the source of this 1537-nucleotide messenger RNA. NCBI's taxonomy places the organism in Eukaryota, Metazoa, Chordata, Actinopteri, Salmoniformes, Salmonidae. The record is from RefSeq and is a predicted model, not a curated record.
UUAGAAUACAAUGAUCACUGAAUGUUUAGCCUUGUUCAUAAGCUUUUGAAAGACGCACUAUGCAACAUUUUAAAACACUUCUUCUGUUUCUGGAAUACAGCUGACAAAACAACAGCUUGCCGGCUUGUGUCUGAGGAUUGUCCAGUUUUUAUCGGACAAGCUGAUGCAGAUCAUCAUCCCAGGUCUUUACGAACUACUGGGCAUCCAAGAUGCUGCCUCCUCUCCAUUGUCACAGAGAUCUCUCACAGCGUCACUCACCAGUCUGUUAGACGAUAAGGUUAACACCAAGUCCCGCGUGAGAUUUACUGAGGCUGGUGUACCUAAGAGGCCAGGCAGUCGAAAGUCUUACAAUAGCUUUCGCAUCCCGACUCCCUACCCUUCCUCCAACUGUAUGGAUCAGGAAGAGGAAGAAGAGCAGGAAUCACAACAACUUAAGUUCAAGGAGAUGUACCUGACUAAGGAGAUGGGCAGUCUGGGCAGUGGAAGCUACUGCCCAAAACCAUUGCCCAAGCCAGCCAUGAGAACCUCUCUGUCUGAUGUGCAGAAGAAGACAACCAACUCUGACUCGCUACAAGUCCUCUUAGGUGUCUCAGAGGACACCCUCGUCACCUGUGUGCAGGACAGCCUGCAAGGUUCUCUCUCCAAACUUGCAUGCAUGUCCAAUUCUCCAUCUGGAAGUGCAGGCUCUCCGAAGAUGACCCCUGCUGUAAUGGCAGAAGUGAUUAAAGAUGUCAAGUCGGCCGUAUCAGUGGUCGUUAAGAGUGCCUCCGCUAGCCAAACCUCUCAAGUGACACCGGUAAGGGGAGACUCACAGACCAAGGUGACUGAGAGCAUGGUGAGAGAGCUGGCUGCUAAACUUGAAAAAGUUGACCAAGAGAGCAAGAGUCUAACAGGGCAAGUCAUGACCAUGAUCUCUGACACAAUGGUGGCUUUUGUUGACGAGAACGAACAGAAUUUGCUGAAAGAUCUGAAGGACAAGAUCACGUUUUUGGCAUCGCAUGUUGGCUUCAUUGACGAUCUUGAUGCCCUGAUAAGGAAAUACGAGAGCAGCUACAACAUUGGUGAAUCUGGUUCUUCCUGCACGCUCACAUCUAAGAGCAUCCAAAAACUCUCCAGCCGGGAGUUUCAAACAUCAGCAAUACAAGCAGUGAGUGGAGUUCUUGCCAAAAAAGUCAGUAGUUUGAGCUUUCCUAGUUCAGUCGUUCAGUCUGAGUUAACAGGUGCUGUAUCAGGUCAAACAUUGUCUGGCAUUGUAAAGACAGAGUCAAUUCACCCAGUGGGCUCAGCAGCGUCAGUAGUUGUUAAGACUUUCGUGUCAGAUAUGAAGUCCUUGGCUGAAUCUGAGAGUCCCCAACAGAAGAGUGCCUGGUCUGCUGCUGUUCACAUUUACCACAGCAUCCAAAACAACUUGAAAGAUUAUUUCGGCAAGCUUCAGCGAUGUGCCUUAAAGAGCAUUGUCACAUCUGAUGAUAACAUCACAAAUGCUGAGUUUAAGGAGACAGUUCCACUUCCUUGCUUAGACAUGAAAUAUAGCCCA